CGCCAUUCAAAGAGUAUGGGAUAUGGGGCUCUUUCAUAUCUGAUCUCUGUUAACAACAGUCAAGCAAAGUGAGAUAGUUCAUCGUUUACAAAGAAACCUCACAAUGCGUUGUUUUGAAGCGGCAUACCUGAUAGUCCUAUCCAUAACGAGAACAGUAAUCAGUGAAUCCCUGAACAUAACUGGGACAUUGGAGGUAAAAUUCCAGGAAACAUUGACAUUGACAUGUACGACAGAUGAUCCGUCUCUCCUACCACUGACUUGGUUUUUCAUGCACAACGGACACGAGAAGAUACUUCCGGACCAGGACCGAUGGAUGUACAGGACGACAAUUACAACGACAACUAGCGCUGAAAACGUAACAUCGAGUGUUCUAAAAAUAGAAUACAGUUCCAUAGGCGACACCGGUGGUUACGAGUGCCGUUCCAGUCUUCAGUGGUCAGCGGCAGAGUUUGUUGCUGUACUUUACGAUACGUGUGUAGAUAAAGGAAAAACAGAGAGUAUAUUUGUGCCAGGAAAAGGAUGUAUUUUCGUGAGUAAUGAUAUGGUGCGAGAUAUCCCAUGUGACGACAUCAUGAUCUCUAAUUGGAAGGACCAGUUAGUCGCCUCUGAUGUUAUAGACAGAUAUGUUUACCACCACGGAAUUGGAGGGAUAGGGGAGCAGCAUUUUCUGAUAAGGCUGACAAACGAUGGCAGAAACUUUCAUUGGAAAGACUUUAUAAGGGACAAGUCCAGACGCCUAACAUAUACAGCCUGGUUGGACUAUGAUUACGGGGAUGAGUACAGCACCUGUGUGUCGAUUUCAAUCCGAGGAAGAAGUGCCUUCAGUAAAUGGGUAUAUAGCAGGUGUUCUAUGAGCUAUUCCAUCUGUUUGAAUUCUACCGAAAAGGAGGAAGAAACAAUAAAACGGCCUACUCUCGUACCUGAUACCAAUGAAAUAAACGUGAUAUCCCCGAACAUCCUUGCCCGCCUGUUCCGGUGUCACCAGACAGGAGAAUACAUCCUCUCCUAUUUUGUGUGUGAUCACAGACUAGACUGUAUGGAUCAGUCGGACGAGGAAGGAUGUCUGAAGUCAACUAGUGAAAGGGAUUCGGCCACUUUCCUCUGUGACAAUGGCAAAUAUGUAUCCCUGAACCUAGUGUGUGACUUUUAUCCUGAUUGCUAUGACAACUCUGACGAACGUAAAUGUUACAAAUCUCCUUGCUUGUCGCGUCAAUGGACAUGUCACAGUGGUCAGUGUAUCAGUGACUACGAUGUUUGUGAUGGCGAGGUUGAAUGCUGGGACGAAUCAGAUGAAUGGUCAUCAACGUGUAAUGGCUAUCCUAAACAGAUAGAGACCGUAUGGCCUUGCCAGUCUAGUCGUCAUGUUUCUAUAUAUAGAAUGUGUGACAACAUUCCUGAUUGUCGUGACAGAAGCGAUGAGGAUGGGAAGUCUUGUUACCUUGGAAACCCGACCUAUUCCUGCUCUACACAUUGUCCUGACAGGUCAUGUAAUGAUACAAUGGUGCGAGUUCAUCUCGGAGGCAGUGGUUAUGAAACUGUCAACUGCUCCUACACCCCAGACUUAACACAGUUGGCAUGGCCAUUCUCCGUUUUCAUGGACACCUCCCCUGAAGAUGAGGAUUGUUAUUUCACGAGCAAAGAUGGCGGCUCUAUAAACGUCAAGCUAAUUACUGAACAACCGGUUUCUAUCCAGUAUAAAAGUGAGUACAUUUUGGAUGCACUGCUGACGCACUCCCGACAGUGUCACCAGGAGAUUGAGCUUUGUUAUCACGCCUUCCACUUCCCACAACCAUACAUCCAGUUCACGAGUGAUUUGGACGGGCGACACAUGCGCAACUUAACCUACUGUGGCAAUGUCAGAAAAAAAUGUGAUCCGUACUACGGCUGUUAUUUAGAUGGCCCAGUAUACCAUCCGUCAUGCCAUGGUGAGACCACCAUUUUGACUGGUGAUGACGUACCAAUCCGCUGGAUCCAGCUAAAACUUAACGAUGAUUCUAGACCUAUAUUACGUAUCUCGCCACCAGUUUGCACGGAAGACGAAUCCUUCAUCGACCCGAAAUAUUUCGAGCCACAGCUUCUGUGUCAGAACGGGAUAAGCUACUAUCCACAUCAUCGGUGUUUAAUGGACUUUGACGUCACUGGUGAGCCGAUGUCAUGCAGAGAUCUAACACAUCUACAAAAUUGCGAAACAUUUUCUUGUCCAGCGAACUUUAUGAAAUGCCCCAAUUCCUUCUGUAUCCAUGCCAGGUUUUUGUGUGAUGGCGUACCACACUGUCCGAAUAGUGAGGACGAGAUAAACUGUGACUCCUUUACUUGUCCAGGAUAUUUCCGAUGUCAAGAUAGCAGAUCAUGUAUACCGUUGGAACAGGUCUGUGACGGGAUUGGCCAUUGUCCUCGAGCCGACGACGAACGUCACUGUGACGUCAUCUGCCCGGACGGUUGUUCCUGUCAGGGUCUGAUCUUCAACUGUGUAGACGAUAGCAUCAAAACAUCAAGUUUAUUUCGUGAACUUCCGAACUCGAUACGAGGAUUAAAUGUGCAGAUUCGUCUUUCUGACUGGACGGGACACCUCCCUCUUCAGUUCCCAGCAAUUUUCUCACUUUCUAUGCAACACUGUCAAAUCAAUUCGUUAUCCUUUCGAAAUCAUUCUAUUUUAGUCGGUCUCGAAUCACUCAUUACACUUGAUCUUAGUUACAACGAUAUAUACACCAUACCUGAAGACACAUUCUCGAUGCUUGUAAACUUAGAAUAUCUUAUUUUGAAUCGUAAUCCUAUUGUCAGCAUUGAAGGCACGGCGUUUUCAGGUUUACAUUUACUGAAAGAAUUAAGCCUUAUUGGCUCAAAGCUUCGGAAUCUCUCUUCGAACACCUUUGCAGAAUGUGAUGCCCUCACGAAUUUGAAUCUCAGCUCUAACCAAAUAGAAAUGAUAGAACAUGGUACAUUUAAUAACCUAGCUUAUGUUAAGACGCUUGAUCUACGUAACAAUCACAUACAGUUAGCAGAACACAUCUUUAAAGGCCUAUCAAGCCUCAGUGUUUUAUAUGUCGAUUCAUACACUCUUUGUUGUGCCAAACCUGCCUCGGUAACGGAUCCCAACUGUUUUGCUCCACGUGACAGCAUAUCUUCGUGUACCGAUCUCAUCCGUCUGUUUAUUUUGAGAGUCGCUCUUUGGAUCAUAGGGCUAUGUGCUGUCUUCGGCAAUUUGUUUGUUUUAGUUUAUCGAUUAAAGUACGACCGAGCAAACCUGACGAAAAGUUACUCCAUUUUUGUCAUCAGUUUGAGUUUUUCCGAUAUCCUGAUGGGUAUCUAUAUGAUGAUAAUUGGCGUUGCUGAUGCAGUUUACAGAGAUCGCUAUGUGUGGGAGGAGAAGACAUGGCGACACAGUACUAUAUGCACAGUGAGUGGAAUUCUGUCCACAAUAUCAAGUGAAGCAUCCGCUUUCGUCAUUCUAUUUAUAACUCUUGAUAGAACAAUGGCUAUAGUUUUUCCAUUUUCAUUACGACAAUUUACAAUGAAAUCUGCGAUAAUCACAUCCGUAUUCCUAUGGAUUAUCUCCAUAGUGGUAGCCGUACUUCCGGUUUCAACCUUCAAGGACUACUUCCGGGGAGAAUUUUACAGCUCUUCCGGUGUGUGUCUCGCACUUCCGCUGUCUGACUCCGCUACACCUGGUUCAGCAUAUUCAGUAGCUAUCUUCGUCGGGCUGAACUUCAUCAUCUUUCUUGUGAUAGCAGUGUGUCAGGUUGUGAUAUACAGAAAGAGCCGGACCCACUUAUCACUGAGAAGGACGACAAAUAAACAGGACACGGAUAUCGCUGUAGCAAGGGCUCUCACUGCUGUAGUCGCUACAGACUUUUUCUGCUGGUUUCCUAUUGGCGUCCUGGGUAUAUGGACGUCCUUAGGAGGUAGUUUGUCGGGAGAUGCGUACGCUUGGGUCAUGGUAUUGGUUCUACCCAUCAAUUCGGCGCUUAACCCUUUCCUGUACACAUUUGCUAACACAUGGAAAAAGAGAAAGAGCCAGCGCCAACGAUACUCCACGUAUGGUGGCGUGAAAUCAGAAACUGAGAUGACCAAUGUCGUUUUGGACGUGUUGAAAACAUUCCGCCUUAAAAGGGGGAGCAAGCCACUCGUGGAGUAUCUGCGUGACUCUGAAACAGAAGUACGUGUGAAAGAUGCAUUCAACAUCGUCCACCGUUUGUCGGAAAGUUUGGUCUACCUUCACAAACAAGAACUAGUCCAUGGAAAUAUUUCUGCUGAAUCCAUUGAAAUAUCUUUGAAGAAUAACAGAGUGACAGAUGCAGUAUUUUCAAUGGAUCACCACCAAGUGUCUCGAGAUUCGGAACAGCUGAAGGAUAUCAACGACCUCGGUGUGGUAGUGAAGGCGCUGCUGAGGAAAAUCAAACUUCCGUGAAAACAUCAUCAGGCCUCGAUAUGAAGAAAUCGAGCGCCGAAUUCUACAUACUCAAGCAAUAAUCCAUGUUCAUGCCAUUUGUUACUGGCCAUGUGUCCGUUAUUUCGUCAUUAUGCUACCACGGAAACAUAAUCUAUCUCGUGCAAAAUUACGACAUUUAUUAUCAAUGAACAACUCAGUAAUUCACGAACAAUUCACGUUCUUACUGUGGCAUUAGAUAUCAGUAUUUGUUAUUUGUUAUACUUUUCUUCUGAAAGUGCCGUUUUUAAAACUUUAUUCUCAGAGUCUUUGAUGUUUUAUCAUUAAAUCUCGAAACAGUCUGUUAUGAAUAUUUAUGGAAAAUAUUUAAGGUUUUCUGACUGUCGCUGUCGCAUCGACCUAUAGUUGAAGAAUAUAUAAAUAAUAUAUUUUAGUUGUGUGUUCAAAUUUUACAAUCUUUUGAAUUUUUAAUUUAUCCUUUCGCCUUGUUUAAUACAUGUCCUUUAAUAUAUCACGUGUCAACUUUAUCUCAUGUCCGUUAAUGUAUCACGUGUCACAUUUAUCACAUGUCCAUUAAUAGAUCACGUGUCACAUUCAUCACAUGUCCAUUAAUUUAUCACGUGUCACAUUAAUCAUAUGUCCAUUAAUAUAUCACGUGUCACAUUUAUCACAUGUCCAUUAAUUUAUCACGUGUCACAUUCAUCACAUGUCCAUUAAUAUAUCACGUGUCACAUUUAUCACAUGUCCAUUAAUUUAUCACGUGUCACAUUUAUCACAUGUCCGUUAAUAUAUCACGUGUCACAUUCAUCACAUGUCCGUUAAUAUAUCACGUGUCACCUUUAUCACAUGUCCAUUAAUAUAUCACGUGUCACAUUGAUCACACGUCCAUUAAUUUAUCACGUGUUUCUUUGUUAUCACGUUUAUUCCAUUAAUGUAUACUUUAUUAUCACGUGUCACAUUUGUAUCCCGGGUUACCUUAUGGAUUACGUAUCACCUUAUCACGUGUCCAUUGUUUUACGUAUUACCCUAUUGAUCAACUCAACUUAAUAAAACUGUUUCAUCUUCAUGCAACUUUUUUUUUCAUCUCUUUUUAUCUUGUUGAAUAAACAUCCUGUUACAAUGUAAUGUUC
Messenger RNA from Pecten maximus, 5517 nucleotides. Its product is annotated as G-protein coupled receptor GRL101-like. Gene Ontology annotation, biological process: G protein-coupled receptor signaling pathway. The record is from RefSeq and is a predicted model, not a curated record. NCBI's taxonomy places the organism in Eukaryota, Metazoa, Mollusca, Bivalvia, Pectinida, Pectinidae. Bases 104 to 4408 code for a protein of 1434 amino acids. Gene Ontology annotation, cellular component: membrane. The transcript is spliced from 20 exons. Gene Ontology annotation, molecular function: G protein-coupled receptor activity; protein binding.